GGGCUGCUCACCGGCCUGGUAUACGCCCACAGGGCGAACAUUGGCCCGCUAUUUGUUGUCGGGGAUAGUCAGCUCAUCAUUCGGCAGCAGCGGACUCGCGCCGAACCACGAGCGCAACAUUUGCGUCAACUUUAUAUGCGAUGCAGAGUGCUGGCAGACAAGUGCAAGGUAGUCAAGUGGACACAUCAACUCAGGGCAUUUAACAAGACAGCGGACUCGCUAGCCAACUUGGCUAUGGACACCGCUCGCAGCAGACAAGUG
Phytophthora sojae is the source of this 261-nucleotide messenger RNA. RefSeq lists its product as hypothetical. The record is from RefSeq and is a predicted model, not a curated record. NCBI's taxonomy places the organism in Eukaryota, Oomycota, Peronosporomycetes, Peronosporales, Peronosporaceae. The annotation marks the transcript as partial. Gene Ontology annotation, molecular function: nucleic acid binding; RNA-DNA hybrid ribonuclease activity. The transcript has a single exon.